UUCUCUUUCUCAUCUCUCUGGCUCUUCACCGUCACAGGCAAGCACGAGCUCAUAGCGAAGCUCCUUCUCUUAUUCUCACGGGCACCAAACGCCACUUUUACCCUCGCCACCUUUCCCUUUCUUGCUUAUCUACUUCAUGUAACCCCCUAUUCCUUUUCUUCAUAUUCCUUAAUUCAUUCGUAUUAUAAUGGCCACCCUGUUUCUCUUACUCUCCUCUGUUUUCCUCUUCCUUCUGAUUCCUUCGUCUUCCCAGCUCGACGAAGUUUUCUUCCCGGGAUUUAAGGGCGCCGGAGCCAACAUAACCCUGAACGGAGUAGCAGCAAUCGAGAAAAACGGAAUCUUGCGGUUGACGAACCAGACAAAUAGGUUGAUGGGUCAUGCUUUUUAUUCGUCUCCAUUCCAGCUCAGGAACUCCUCUACUGGUCAAGCUUUCUCCUUCUCUGCUUCCUUUGCUCUCGUCACUGUCCCUGUGUUCUUCAAGCUCGGUGGCCAUGGCCUGGCUUUCACGAUAGCAACUUCCAAAGAUCUCAAAGCCUUGCCAAGUCAGUAUCUUGGCCUCCUUAAUUCCUCCGAUAUCGGAAAUUUCUCCAACCAUUUACUCGCCGUCGAGUUCGACACUGUCCAGGACUUCGAGUUCGGGGACAAGAACGAUAACCAUGUUGGAAUCGACAUCAACAGCUUGGUCUCUAACGCAUCUGAGACUGCUGGGUAUUACACCGACGAUUCGGGCUUGAAGAAGCAAGAUCUCAAUAUCUCCGGUGGGACGCCGAUUAUGGCUUGGGUAGAUUACGAUUCGGCUGCAAAUCUCUUGAGCGUUACUCUUUCUCCUUUCUCGACAAAACCCAGAAAGCCGCUCUUGUCGUUCCCUGUGGAUCUCUCACCGAUUCUUAAAGAUUAUAUGUAUGUUGGGUUCUCUGCUUCCACGGGACUUCUCGCUAGCUCCCACUACAUCUUGGGUUGGAGCUUCAAAAUCAAUGGUCCAGCUCGAUCCCUCGAUCUCUCUUCUCUCCCACAUCUUCCUGGUCCGAAGAAGCAACCGACAAAGCUCAUCAUCGGCGUGACGGUGCCGGUUAUAUUUAUUGCGUUAUCCGCGAUAGUAAUCGGUGUUUAUUUGUUCAGGAAAAUAAAAAACGCCGACAUAAUAGAAGCGUGGGAGCUAGAAAUCGGACCCCAUCGAUAUUCCUACCAAGAGCUCAAGAAAGCGACAAGAGGUUUCAAGGACAAGGAGCUUCUCGGACAAGGUGGGUUUGGUCGAGUGUACAAAGGAACACUCCCGAGUUCGAAAACCCUGGUGGCAGUCAAACGAGUUUCCCACGAAUCCAAACAGGGCCUUAGGGAGUUCGUCUCUGAAAUCGCCAGCAUUGGGCGUCUCCGUCACCGGAAUCUCGUUCAACUCCUGGGCUGGUGUCGCCGGCGAGGCGACCUCCUCCUCGUGUACGAUUACAUGGCCAAUGGUAGCUUAGACAAGUACCUAUUCGACCAGCCGCAUAUUCUCACUUGGGAACAAAGGUUCAAGAUCAUAAAAGGUGUUGCUUCGGGUCUCCUAUAUCUCCACGAAGGAUACGAACAAGUCGUUAUUCACAGAGACGUUAAAGCAAGCAACGUCUUGCUAGACAACGAGCUCAACGGGAGGUUAGGAGAUUUCGGUUUGGCUAGAUUAUACGAGCACGGGGCCAACCCAAGCACGACCAGAGUGGUGGGCACAUUGGGCUAUUUAGCUCCUGAGCUACCUCGAACUGGUCGAGCCACCACGAGCUCCGAUGUUUAUGCUUUUGGUGCUCUGAUGCUGGAAGUGGUCUGCGGAAGAAGACCUAUUGAACCAAAAGCUUUACCAGAAGAGCUGGUUUUAGUGGAUUGGGUGUGGGACAAUUACAGAGAAGGGAAGUUGCUGGACGUGGUGGAUCCAAAGUUGAACGGUGAAUAUGAUGAGACGGAGGUAGUGAUGGUGUUGAAACUGGGUUUGAUUUGUUCCAACGAUGUUCCUAAUAACAGGCCAAGUAUGAAGCAAUUGAUGAUGUUUUUGGAUGGAGAAGUGGAAGUGCCAGAGAGUUUGAGAAAGCCAGGUGGAGGAGGGAAUCAUAGCCGUGAAGGGUUCGAUGAGUUCUUGUUCAAUUCGUUUGCGUCUUCUUCGUUUGGUGAUAAGAUGAGUGCGAGUUCUUAUACUGGACACAGGGAGACAUAUGGUACUCAUUUUGCUUCUUUUAAUACUACUUCAGCUCUGUCUCUUCUCUGUGCCAGAGGAGAAACAAGGUGAUGAUUGAUGAUAUAUUGAUACAUACAAUUUGUCAUGUACUCAGAUUUCUGGUUUUGAUUUGAAUUCGUUUGUUGUACAAUUGUAUCACGUCUCAUUGUAGAGAGAAAAUUUUGAUGCUGCUGCUGAUUGGACCAGAGUUGCAUACAGUGACUCUGUUAGAUUUUAGCCUGGAUUCUUGAGGCUGGCAGAUGUUUUGCUUAUUGGAUGAAGAAUUUUGUUCAUUUGCUUAUAUGUGCUUUUGGUCACAUGAUUCUGUUUAUGAAGAGAAAAGAAAGACAGACCAAUUCUGCAAUUAUGCUGCUUGAGUUCUGUAUUAGAUUGUCCCAGGAGCUCGAUGAAAACUGCUAAAUGAGAAAUGGUUUUGUGUGCA
Messenger RNA from Prosopis cineraria, 2624 nucleotides. RefSeq names its product L-type lectin-domain containing receptor kinase S.4-like. The record is from RefSeq and is a predicted model, not a curated record. Gene Ontology annotation, cellular component: plasma membrane. Gene Ontology annotation, molecular function: ATP binding; carbohydrate binding; protein kinase activity. NCBI's taxonomy places the organism in Eukaryota, Viridiplantae, Streptophyta, Magnoliopsida, Fabales, Fabaceae. Gene Ontology annotation, biological process: protein phosphorylation.